UUGUAUGUCCAAUAUGUAAUAAAGGAUUCACACAACUAGCCAACCUUCAACGACAUGAUCUCGUUCACAAUGGACUGAAACCGUUCAAGUGUCCCAUUUGCGAAAAGUGUUUCACACAACAAGCAAACAUGCUGAAACAUCAACUACUUCAUACGGGGCUUAAACCAUACAAAUGUCCAGUGUGCCAGAAAGCGUUUUCGCAGCACGCAAACAUGGUCAAACAUCAAAUGCUUCACACAGGACUGAAGCCCUACAAGUGUCCAGUAUGCGAAAAGGCUUUCACUCAACAUGCCAAUAUGAUCAAACAUCAAAUGCUACAUACCGGACUUAAGCCAUACAAAUGUCCAGUAUGUGACAAAGCCUUUACCCAACAGGCCAACAUGGUCAAACAUCAAAUGUUACACACCGGCGAGAAACCGUACAAAUGUUCCACCUGCGACAAGGCCUUCGCCCAGCAGGCCAACAUGGUCAAACACGAGAUGCUUCAUACCGGUAUUAAGCCGUACAAAUGUCCAACUUGUGAUAAGGCAUUUGCACAGCACGCAAACAUGAUGAAACAUCAGAUGCUGCACACCGGAUUGAAACCGUACAAGUGUGGCACUUGCGAUAAGGCGUUCGCACAACAAGCCAACAUGGUUAAACAUCAGAUGCUGCACACCGGUUUAAAACCAUACAAAUGCAAUACCUGCGACAAAGCAUUCGCCCAGCAGGCCAACAUGGUCAAACACGAGAUGCUUCAUACGGGAAUUAAACCGUACAAGUGUUCGGUGUGCGAAAAAGCCUUCGCCCAGCACGCGAACAUGGUCAAACAUCAGAUGCUUCACAGCGGGAUCAAACCGUACAAAUGUCCCACCUGCGACAAAGCGUUCGCCCAGCAGGCCAAUAUGGUUAAGCAUCAGAUGCUCCAUACGGGAGAAAAACCAUUCAAAUGCAACAGCUGUGAUAAGGCUUUCUCGCAACGUGCCAAUCUGAAGAAGCAUGAGAUGGUGCACCUGGGUAUCCGGCCGCACACGUGUCCACUCUGCACCAAGUCCUACUCGCAGUAUUCCAACCUCAAGAAGCACCUGCUCAUGCACCAGAAGCAGGCACUGAAGCAGGAGCAACAAAAUGGUCAAGUGACGGUCGUACUGUACAAUUGCCAAACCUGUAAGAUGCAGUUCGAGGACAUUAUCGAGUUUGUGCGCCACACAAAACAAUGUGAUAUGAAUAACACCGUUCAGCACAGUGUGAAACUGGAGAGCAUCAAGAGCGAGGUCGACAUCGACGGUAGCUCCAAUUCUGGCCUCCAGCAGCAACAGCAACAACAGCAGCAGCAUAUUAUCGCCAACGGUGGUGUUGUAGCGCUAAACGUUAGCCAGCAACAGUUACUAGCCCCUUCACCAGCCCCACCGGCACCAGUCACCAGUCAAAUGCAUCUUCCGUCGGCCAUUCUAACAUCGGUCAUUUCAUCAUCGAUCGGUUCGAACGUAACCGCACACUCGCUGGCGAACUCGGUUCACGCAGCCCACGCCGCUAGUCACGUGACCGCCAACGGUGGUAUUCUCAUUGCGGGCGGAUUGCCCACUGUCCAUCCGCACGCCCAGCAACAGCACACUCCGCCCGGUGCGACACAACAGCAGCAACAGCAUUUGGUGCUCCAGCAACAGCACAACCUGCCGAUCCACCUGCAGCAGCAGCUUUCGCAUCAUCUGAUCACCACUCAUCUGCCGCACCACCCGGGCCAGGAGCAUGCCGGGGCGGCGGCCGUCGAUCUGCACCACCAGGUCAACUUCCACCAUCCGCACAUCACACACCUGCCGAAUCUGUCGCACAAAAUCCUGUCGCCGCUGUUCCACAUUCCGACGUUCAACAACAACCACAGCACAUAA
Messenger RNA from Anopheles bellator, 1868 nucleotides. Its product is annotated as zinc finger protein ZFP2-like. Lineage: Eukaryota; Metazoa; Arthropoda; Insecta; Diptera; Culicidae. The record is from RefSeq and is a predicted model, not a curated record. Bases 129 to 1868 code for a protein of 579 amino acids. The transcript has 14 exons.